UGUGAUGUUAUAAUACCCAGGGAUUUUCUGCCAGGCAUGCUCUGUAUGCUCCCUUCCUCCCUCCAUCCAUUCCUAUCUGAGGUCUGAGGAGAGGUUGCCUGUUAUUGUCCUGUAUCCUGGAGCUUGCUCAGCUCUGCUUCCUGGAGGAUCUACUGUUAGCUGAUGGUGACAUGGCUCUGACUUUGGGCUGGAUGGAGUGUUAGUCACACACUCAUCAAUACACACACACGUUGGAAUAUAUGUGCGGUUGGAAGAGACGGCAGCACGGACGUGGCAGCAUUUGUACAUGUGGCUGACCAGUCGGGCUUUCUGCAAAUCGGCCCAUUCCAGCCAAGCCCCAGCAUGUUGUAGGCGGCUGCUCCCGACAAGAAGACUGGAGUGGAGAAAGCAACAAAGAAGAGAAGAGAAGAGAAGAAAGUGAGGGAAGGGAUGGUGAAAAAGGUCAACAUGACCCCAGUGGACCAGCUGGACCAGCAGUGAGCCCCAUCCAGCUGGAAGAGCCUUCAACUAUACACUCCUAUCUGCAGCACUGUGAUUUGGAUAUGAAUGGGAAAGUGAAUGCUACUGCUGAGAAGAUCACAGACUCCAAAAGUGCCAAUAUGGUGUCAGACCUGUCCCCAGAAGCCCAGCCUUACACCAGGACGUCUCGUACUCCCAGAAGUACUCCUAGAACGGGAGCUUCGUUUGGGAAGCGCUCAAACUCUAUGCGCAGGAAUCCCAAAGCAGAGAUCAGCAAACAGGGAUGGCUGUGCAAGCAGGCCAGCAGUGGAGUGAAGCAGUGGAACAAGAGGUGGUUUGUCCUCACUGACAGAUGUCUCUUCUACUACAAAGAUGAAAACGAGGACACGGUGUUAGGGAGUUUGCCGCUGCUUAGUUUCCGAAUCAGAGGAGUGGAGCCUUCGGAUAACAUCACCCGCAAGUUUGCCUUUAAGGUGAGGUUGGAGAAGGAGGAGGGUGAGGAAGGAGAGUUGAAGGGUCCUGUUGUGUUUUGCAUGCAGGCAGAGCACGCUGGGACCAGGACAUACUACUUCAGCGCAGACAGCCAUGAGGAACAGGAAGAGUGGAUUAGAGCCAUGAGCGAGGCUGCAGAGGUCCACAAUCAGCCACCACAGAGAAUAAACAACACAGCGGAUCUCAACCACAUGAUGGUGACCAGGGCACCAAACCCACAAACGCAACAGCAUUCAAACACACAAACACACAAUGAAACUGACAGUGACCUUCAGCCCCAAACUAAGACCAACGGGGUCAACAGCCUUGAGACACCUCCACUCUCCACCCCCUGCUCCGAUCAGGAGGGGACAAAGAAUGACGGAGGACGAGGAGAAGGUGGAGGAGAAGGUGAAGAUGAAGGGGGAGGUCCCCAUCCAAAUGGUUGGGGCAACCACGGCCCUCGCACCACCAGCAAACCCCCUUCAUCUAGGAGUCACAGUGGACAUUGUGUCCCUCAAGGACACCCAGAGGGGAGUGUCAGCCAAUCACAUGACCCCAGGGAACUGCAGGAUAACGCGAUGCUGAAGAGGGGCUUUGUGCCCAGGACGGUUCCAGAGAGGGUGGCCCAGAGGAAGAGCUCCAUGGCCCAGCUGCAGCAGUGGGUCAACCAGCGUCGGGGCAUGGCCUCCCAGGAGGACAUCAACAGCCCAUCUCGUUACUACCCAGUUAACCAGGGGAUCCCGGGUGACUGCUAUGGCUACCCUAGUAGCCCCCAGUAUGUGGAGGAGUGCCCUCUGUACCCGCCAGGCCUCCGACCUGAUAGUAUCUGCUCUGUCUCUGCUGUGGGGGGAUACGACCGACGCUGGACUGUCGAGGAGAAGCGGCACUCGCUGAGGGACGGACCCCAUCAGCUGUAUGGACCCCCAAUGCCCAGGGACCAAUGGGGGCCACCGUACUUUGGUGGAAUGGAAAAAUCCAUGAGACGUCUGUCCAUCCAGCCGCGCUCCAGGUCUGUGCCCAGGUCACCGUCCUCGUCGUCCGGGGGGCCCUACUCACCGGUGCAACACAACUUUGCCUCGCCGGCUCGAUCGCCGUCCGCACGCUUUGACCGGUUUCCAGGGAGGAUGAGGGACGACGUGAUCUACGCUGAUCCAUCCGUCUACAGCCUGAGGAGAUCCCUGAGCUCACCCAAGUAUGACUACCCUGGAGACAGGAGGUCCUUAAGCCAAGGAUUUUUCCACUACAACUAUCCUGUAUCCCCUUCCAUCCACAAUAAAAUGGUGCCUCCUUUCCAUGACGUGUACAGCAGAGAGUUACAUCCUACACUGAAGCUCAAUGAGAUUGAAACCAGUAAACUCUUGGGUCGACUGUGUGAGCAGAACCGAAUUUUGAAAGACCACGAGGCUGUUGUCCACAGACUGAGAAUGGAUAAGGACAGCCUAGAGGAAGCGCUGGUGGCAACUCAUCAGGAGAUGGAGCUGUACCAUAACCAGCCUUUGGCCAUAGAAAAGCUGCGGUUCAAAAAGGAAACCCUGCAGAACCAACUCAUCAACAUCAGAGGAGAACUCUCCCAGGCCUCCAGUGCUUUAACCACCACUCGUAUGGAGUUUGAAGCAUUAGAGGAUGAGGCCAAUGCCAUUCACGGAGAUCUUUGGGAGCAGCUUAACGCAGGAGGGCAGAGUGAACUGGUUCGUAGGCACAUCCAAAAAGAGUUUUGGAGAGUCCAGGAUGUGUUAGAGGGACUGCACAAGAAUAACUCAUCCAGAGGCACUGACACAGCCAAGCACAGAGUGGCCGGCGGUAUAUCAGGCUCCUUUAGCACCAAUAGUCCAGCCAGUCCCCUGAGCUCAGUAAGCAUCACCAGCCCACUCAGCCCCUUCUCCCCAGUGCCCGGCUCCCAGGCCUCCCCCACCAAACACAUUGGCCCGGAGGCCAAGUUUGGAGGACAGAACAAUAUCAGUGACAUGCAUGACCAGGUCCAGGACAGACAAUCCACCAUGAAUAAAGUUGGCAUUGUUCCUCCUAGAACCAAGUCCCCCACCGCCGAAUCACACAGCAGCUCUGCUGGAGUGUGCUGGAGAGUGCAUAAUGGAAUCUCCAGGGAGCGUCCAAAGAGCGCUGUGUUUAAUGCAGAGCUGAAAUCGAAAAUGAGUGUGGAGGAGCAGAAUGAGCGAAUCCGACGCAACCAGAGCAGCUCUGUAAGGGACAAGAGGAGGAGUCUGAACCUGUCAGGUGGCCAGUCUCCAGCCAACUACAAAGUGAUUCGUAGGCGUCUGACAGCACACGAGAUUGACAUUAAUGACUUGGAGGCAGCAGUUCGUGGCCAGGGGCAGGAGUCACCUCGGGAUGAAAUAGCUCGCCUGAGACGGUUAAAGGUACAACCAGAACCCUACAAACUGUACAUCAGCAAAGAGCUGUUAACUCCUGACAAGGUUUUCAUCCCGGAGCGCUACCUGGAUGUGGAGGAUAACACUCCUCUUAGCCCAGAGGAACAGAAGGAGAAGCAGAAGAAACUGGAGCGGAUCAAGACCCUCAUUGCCAAAUCAAAUUUGCAGAACAUGGUUCCUCUCCUGGAUGGCCCAGUGGAGGGUGGAGCUCCAGUCAGCUCCCAGCAGCAGUUGCAGGAGCAGGAGAAGCGUAUUGAGAUCUCCUGUGCUCUGGCUGCUGAGGCCUCUCGUCGCAGCCGCCUUCUCUCUGCACAGUGCGCCCCCAGUACCCCCAUCUCCCCGACCAGCCUGGCCCCUCCCCCUUCCUCUGCUGACUUCCCCAACUCCGCCCACAUCAUGAAGGCAUGAGUCAUAGAAGCUCAAGCCCUGGCUGCUGUCAAGUUUGAUGGAGCAUCUUUCUGAGGAUUCACUGGACAAACUGAACAAUGAAGAUGGCCCCGGAGAAAUUACUUUUAUUUUUGUUAGCACCUACAACAAAAGCACGGAAAGCUAUCUAAGGAGGUUCCUUGAAGGCAAGAGCAAAUUUAAAACCAAGGAAGGAAGCUAUAAAGACUUGUAAGCUCACCCCCCACAGACUCCAGUUCAUCAACUCACGACGGUCUCCUACUGCUUGCCCUCUGGGACUAAGGAAGGCUCCAGAUCUCUUGCCAGCUUCAAGGUGUGAAAUAUUUCUAUAUCACUUUGCUCAGGACAUAUUCUACAAAGUAGAGAUUACUGAUGAACUAUGUUGAUGAUGAGAUAUUUUACACUCAAAAUGACAAAAUGUCAGUAAACUGAGGUUCAGUGUUGAUCAGUUGACAAGGGAACACUGGGAUGAGGCCAGAUGAAUGUCAUUGAGCUUGACUAGUAGACAAAAGUCUCGCAUAAACCUACAGAGAGGCUUUGAACACGCUUCUGGACACUAAAAACCAGAAGGAUGUUCUUCAUCAUCUAAUGUCCAUAUCAAUGUCAUACAAACACCAUAACUUGUGACCCAGUGAGGAGUGGUACUCAGUGACAGACAUAUUCUGACACUUAGACAACUGAAAUAAAAGUGAAGCCUCUUAUCCUUUGUAAAAAGCUGACAAACUCACUGUGAUGCCUGUUUUACCAAGACCUCGACCCCCUACACUACACCCAUCAUAUAAACCAUGUCUGCUGGCAAUUACACUCAUGUGCAACCAUUAGCAUUGCCGUCUUUCACACCAAACAUGCAAGAGCACACAGUUUGUUGCGAGGCAGAGCCGAAGAUGAACAGCAUCACAAAAAGCAUGACCCAUCUUACAAAGCUGCUUAUGACGACACAUCGUCUUACAUUAGAUUCAGAGUAUGGCAUACGUGAAACACAAUACAAUUUUCUAACCUGAUAUCCUCACCCUCUUGACUCCUGUACUUGUAGGAGUGUAAAGUCCCCAAUAUACUGCAUUGGGUGUACGCAGAUGUGGUCCAGUCGGCAUGCUUGUAGGCACAUAUAGUCUGCGUGGUCAUACAUUUUGGACGACGGUCUGUGUGGAUCGUGCCAGACGUGCAGUUGAUGAAAUGUAUAUCACACAGACCUUACACAGAAAGUUUAAUUCAGGCUGAACCCACAGCUCGGCCUCGCUCAGCUGCUCUUCAUUAGAAAUAAUGACCUUGCUCUGUUCUGUAUUGACUUUACUUUCUUGUGUGGAAGCCAGUCACAUUAUAAAGAUAAUAUCCUUAACUUAUUUUAGUUGAAUUAUGGUUGUUUUGUCUCAUCUGCAUGGUGGAGUUUGUUAGACAAUAAGACAGACACAUUUACUGUGUAUGCUUUAUAAUAAAGAGCAUAACACCAGCAUUGGAUUAUAUACUUAUGUAUACCAUGUGUAUUUCAACUUUUACAAUAACUGUUUCAAAGUCACAGCUGGCUCUGACACAAUCGUUUGUCAUAGAUGUAAAGAAGUAUCUGCCUGAGGCAGCAACAGAGCCUGAAAGGAGAGAGAGAACUUGCUCAAAGACAAGGUUUAAUAUGAGUCCAGAAGCUUUUUCCUUAUAGAACAUUUUUUAAUUCUGUCAUCUGGUGGUUAGACAAGGAAAACAGAUUACUAGUAGGAAAUGUGAUGAGUACCAGGGACAAGGCAAAGACUUACACAGCCAUCCACCACACUGACCUCCACACCAUCACUGUUCUAUUUGUACCUCACGCUUCUGAACUGUUUUGGCACAGAGUGUUGGCAUCCAGCAGAUAUCUCUAAACCGGAGCAGAUGCAUAUGGAUGUAAGUCAUCCUAAAGGGGCACAAUCAUCCAACCAUCAACCACUGUGCGCAGCUUCCACAUGUUGUCAAAUUCCUUUGUGUUUAGCAUCAAUUUCAGUGGACCUUAUCAUAGUUCUCAAGAAAUUCCCCAUUGACUGUCUACAGAUAUAUAGGUAAAGUAUGUUGGAUAGAAAUGGUACAACGUAUGUGGAACGUGAAAAUAGAAGUGACCUUAGAGGAGUAACUCUGUUAGAAAAGCACUUGUGUGUGUGAAGAUGAGUUAGCUAAUGAUGCAGUCCUCUGAGAGGAAUUAUAUGCUGACAAACAAUGUCAUGUAGCAUAUCACAACAACAUUUAAUCCAGUCAUGCAGUGCCAUAAAUCUGAAACCUGUUGCUGUUUUAUAUAUUGUGAUGAACGGACAUAUGACACGACCAACGCGUUUAAAUCUGGAGGAAAUAUAAUGCUUAGAAAUUUCUACACAGUGGCUUUAAGUGGAACUCCAAUAAAAAUGUCCAAUAAUAAAUAAUUCAAUAGUACAUUUUUAAUUUGUUUUAUUUAACUAUAAAUUAAAUAUAUUGAUUUUUAGAAUUUUGUUUUGAAUUCACAAAAAUGCUUAAAUUAACCAAAUAUUGUGAAAUAACUGAAAUAAGUACAACAAUUCAACUCAUUAUUAUAAUAUGUUAUGUAAUCAUUAUAAUCAUAUAUAUUUUUUAUAAAAACAUUGUUUUUAGAGUUUAUUUCUAUUUAAUUAUGGUACAUUUUAUUUUAAAAGACAAUUUGACAAAAGUUAUUUUUUAGUCAAUCAUUGCAUUCACUAAUUACAUAUUUAUUCCAUGACAUUUGUGUGUUUUAAGCCACUGAUUAAACUGAUUAAUUGAUUGACUGGGUGGGGAGUGGUGACUAAUAUGUCUGCUGGUAGUUUAGAACAGACUGACUGUCGCGCUCAAAGGUCCAAACAUUUUCUGAAAACUUCUAUCUUCAAAUGAUACAACUCCCUAGAUUCGGCCAUGCCUCUUCAUUGCAACUUCCUCCAGAUUUGAAGGCCUUGACCACGCACACUCACACACAAACACACACACACACCUCCCCUUUUUAUGUGUAUGUUAUUUAUGCUUUGUUUGCCCUUACACACUUCAAGGUUCAAGUAACCUGCCUUUGUAGAAAGCUAUUGCUAUUGUUAUUGUACUCAGAGUCAGAGACAAUAUGGCAAAGAAAAUGGAGUUUUACGCUGAAAGCAUUAAAAUUACUACGCAAAAACAAAACAAGGAUUUAAGAGAAUACUUCUAUUUUUUCUUGUUUUAUGUUUUUUUUAGAAAGGGAAUACGUUGAAAAGAGGCAGUUCAUAUUUUUUUAGAUGCAUGGAUAUUCAAUGACAAGUUGACAGGUUAAAUUUUUACACUCAAUUACGUUUUACAUUUUUCACAAAAAAAUACUUUUUUAUUUUAUUGCUCUGGAGGAUUGUUUGAAGAAACAGAACAUAGAUAUUUUUGGAUUAAUUGGAAUUUGAGUUUGUGUUAAGAAAUGACAGCCAAAAGAUGGUGUCCAAUAUUUGAUACAAGAUGUAGCAUUUGUGGAUGAUGAAAAUAAAGAAUAUACAUGAUAAUAUACAUUGUUCAAUGUAUAUAAUAUUUUUGAUUUCAGUUACAGUAUAUCCUACUAUCACAUGUAACCAUUGCUAUUUUGAGGGAAAAUAGACACACUGCUUGAACUAUGCAAAUGAUUUAAAAAAAAUAGACUAAUAAUACGCUUGCUUUCAGAAAACAUUGCAAUAAAGUGAAUGUAUACAAAUAAUGUGUUUCUCUAGAUGCUUCUGAAUUUAUCACAGUAUUUUGUAUGAUAAAAAAUGUCUCGCUGCCUGGAAUGAUGAUGUAUUUACUGCUCCAAUUUUAAUCCACUUGUUGAUGAUGAAGUUCACUGCCAAAAAGACUACUGAGGUUAAUUGUCCAGCCCGCUUGUUACCAAUAGGCUCCCUGAUGAUAUUCUACAGUCUUUGUUAUAUCAAACUGUAUGUCUGAAUGAAUAAAGUGCAAAAACAAA
Cottoperca gobio is the source of this 7611-nucleotide messenger RNA. RefSeq names its product pleckstrin homology domain containing, family A member 6 (gene plekha6). The record is from RefSeq and is a predicted model, not a curated record. Lineage: Eukaryota; Metazoa; Chordata; Actinopteri; Perciformes; Bovichtidae.